AUGGAUGAUUUCGCACUGAAGAAAGCGUUCAAGAGACGAACAUACACUGCUGGGCAAUGCACUCAAGCUAUUCGUGGCCUUGGGAUUCCUCAAUCGCUGGGCUCCCCGGCAUCCCGUGCUUGUGUUGCGCGCGGAAUACGCUACCAUCCAGGAUUUGCACUUGAACUCCAAUGCAAACAUGAUCAAGAUCGAUUCUUUACCCGGGCCAUAAAUGCUCGACGCAUCAUGAGCAAUGAAAUUCCCAAUUUGCAGAAUGCUCGCGAGAUUCCAUAUUGCAUCUGGUACCCGGAAACUGCCAAUGAAGCCACGUACCGAGCCCUGGUUCUUCAAUAUCCCUCCCUUAAAUACCAUGUCGGCAGAGCGUGUGCUGUAGCAGGAUAUACCGAUCUGUAUCGGGAGCUGGAUCUGCUUCCUGAGGCCCAUAUCGCCGAGGAGGCUCGCGACAAUGGCAGCAAUGCUAUAUUCGAGAUGAUCAUGGCGAGUCCGGUUAGGUAUCGAGUGAUGAACGACUACACUCGCACAGUCAAUUUGGAGAAUCCUCCUGUGGGUGGUCUCAAUGGAGAUACCGCCGUCCGGUCCUUUCUAGAGAGAAAGCAAAGACAUAGCGGUCUUGCUAACCGUCCAGGACUGAAGGAUUUAUUAUGGAAUAUCACCGAAGAUAUGAACGUGGAUGAGUUUGACUCGGAGCAACCACCUAUACAGGAUGUGUCGGAAUUUCUUUAUACACCCCUACCAUUCGAUUUACCAAAUAUUGAUAAAGACCUUCUUAUUCUAAUGGCCGCCUGGAAUGGCGAUGUGGAUCGAUACAGCCGUUUGCGUCGCCAUGUCAUGAUCGAUAAAGAGUUCGCAUGUGUGAUUCACGGAAUCUGCCACCAAACGUUGUUCGCUAAGUGGUGGUCAAUACAAGCCCCAUUGGAAGACAAAAGGAAAAACAAGCGUCUACAACGCGCGAUCACCGCACGAUUUAUCAUGAGCAACGACUUAUCGCGCAUUCCGUUAAGACCGGCCUUUGAAAUUCCCCCACCCCCUCAACCUCACCGGGAGCCUCACGACAAUGCGUUCUCUCAAGAAUUUCCAUCCUGCAUUUGGUACCCCAAUCUUGCCGAACCAGAGACCUAUCGCGAACUCGCCUAUCGGGAGCCUCGUAUGGCAUUAACGGUAGCACGUGCCUGCAUUAUUGCGAAUUACCAGGCUGUCUAUCAAACUCUCGAUUUCUUCCCAACACGUGCUCUCAUCCGUGAAGCCGAACAACAGCCUAGCACCUUUUAUACCAACGAUCUCAAAUGCCGGGCCGAGCGACAUGGUGGAAUUCUUGAUACUGCCGAAGGCAGCAACUGGGAAGAGCACUCAAUGGUCGAAAACAUGAGACUGUUCAAUACAAAGUUGAGCGAGGUGACUACAGCUGAUGACAUAGACAUGUACCCCUCUGGAAUUUUCAAUGGAGAAGAGGCACCCGACGUAGGCACUAUCCUGCUGAACGUGUGCGCCCCUAGUAGUGUCAAAUCUGGAUAUACAGCCACCCCGUUGAGUGAGGUUUACACGGCGGCGGGGGCGCCGCUGAAGAUGCCAUUGGGUAUUGAUGCAGAUUUGCCAGCUCGUGGAUACCUUGGAACAGCCCUUAUCUACAAUAAUAGGCCCUGGGUCCCUCACUCGCCUGACGAAGAAAGGGAUUCCGAAUGA
This is a messenger RNA of Penicillium longicatenatum, 1680 nucleotides long. RefSeq lists its product as uncharacterized. The transcript has a single exon. Bases 1 to 1680 code for a protein of 559 amino acids. Lineage: Eukaryota; Fungi; Ascomycota; Eurotiomycetes; Eurotiales; Aspergillaceae. The record is from RefSeq and is a predicted model, not a curated record.